AAUUGAUUCCAUGGAAUCAUAAGUCGACAACUUCUUUGCCGGACACCGUGAGAAACAUUGGCAGCGACCAUCAAAGCCUUGAGCAAGAAAAUGCCAAACCAACAACGAAAUCCAGACCAAAGAAAUACCAAACAGGUGGAAAAAGUGACCAGGGGUGGGAGAAUGAAGAUCUUGAGAUGUUUGCCCGGUUCAAGAUAGGAUGAAGUUGGAUCUUUCAGAUCUGGCUUGUGUUCUCUUCUUCUCUCCUUUGGUCUACUUCCUUGUUUUGCCUUGAAGAUCUUGGCAAUUCGGAGAUGCAGCCCUUGAGGUGGAUCCGGUGGGAAGAGCUUGAGGAUAGAUGUAUCCACCCUCUGUCUCUUUCGCGACCGUCCGGUCGCUCUGCUGGUUCCCUUGAGAUUUGGCGGCGGAAUGUAGUGUGGUGUUCGGCUCGUGGUGGGUUGGUCGGAGGCUUUUCCUUCUUCUCUCGCCGAUCGAGUUUGGUGGGUGCGGUUCUCUGCUUGGCUCGCGGUGGGGCUCCCUUUUUGAGGGUGGUGCUGGUUUGGUUUUGGAGAUGGUCUCCGACCGCGGCGGUUGGAGGAAACAGAGGGGGCUCGUGUGUUAGGGUUUGGGAAGGGUCCUUCUUGUUUUGGUCCUGGGCUCGGGCCCUAUUGGGUUCUGGGUUUGUCUUUGGGCCUUGUUGUUUGAGUCUUUCUUUUAAUCCUAUUACAUUGUAGCUUGUACAUUUCUUUUUUGGGCUGAGCCCAAUCGUAAUCUCAAUAAACUUCUUUUCAAAAAAAA
Messenger RNA from Linum tenue, 777 nucleotides. The record is from the annotation of a GenBank genome assembly. NCBI's taxonomy places the organism in Eukaryota, Viridiplantae, Streptophyta, Magnoliopsida, Malpighiales, Linaceae.